This is a messenger RNA of Mesorhabditis belari, 1992 nucleotides long. The record is from the annotation of a GenBank genome assembly. NCBI's taxonomy places the organism in Eukaryota, Metazoa, Nematoda, Chromadorea, Rhabditida, Rhabditidae.
AUGACCGAAAUUGCUGAGGGGAUCGCGAAAUCGCAGGCUGAAGUUGGCGUUUCGUUGCGCUUCCCGGUGCCAUUGGAGCGAUUGAAGCAAUUGGAGCAAUUGGAGCAAUUAGAGCCAUUGAAGCAAUUGGAGCAAUUGGACACUGAUCUAUCGCCCACACAGCGAACAACGAGCUGCACGACAGCCGAUGUGCUCUCCGACGACGUGAAUAACGGGAACGAUGUGGUUGACAAGCGUUUACUUAAAAAGCUGAAGGGGGGCGCUGAACUAGUGCCACUGCAGGGAUCAAUUGUCGAUCCGAUUCGCGCGCUCGAGCGCAGCGGUGGGAAUGAGCCUCGUUCGUCGCAGAUGAUCGUCAUCAAGGAUGAGGAUGUGAAAACGGCAGAACCCUUGGACAAAGAGAUGGAAGCGACGAAACGGAUCGCUUUACCCGAACAAGCGCAAUGGUACUAUCAGAAGAAUCAACUCCCGCUCGAGCAACAACCCUACUACCAUGGCUACAUGAAUCGCGAGGACAGUGAGAAAAUCGUGUCACGACGCGGAUGCGGUCGUUUCCUCGUCCGGCGACUCACCUUCACUAAUGGAGAUUAUUGUUACGUGAUCACGAUCAGCAAAACGACGAAAAACGGGAGCCUCCGCACCGGCGUCAACACGUCAACCUCUGCUGUUGGGGGAAAUCACGAGGGAAGCUUUCGAGCGAGUAUCACAAUCCUCACGUCGACGAUCGCUGAGCGCCUCUCGCAAAUCGGCGAGUCGAAACCGCUGAACGAUGUGGCACAUGUGCGAGUACAGAACACGCAAGGGCAUCACUGGUUUUGGUUGACAGAGUUCAUGUUUAGGAGUGUCCAGGAUUUGAUCGAAUUCCACUCGAAAACCGGCUACUCGAUCGACGACGACGGGACGAUUUUCAUCACGCAAGCCAUCCGGCGAUCCUCAUGGCAACUGGAGCAUGAACAGCUCAAAACCGGCAAACAACUUGGCAAGGGGAAUUUCGGCGAGGUCUUUACGGGCAUUUUUCAACCGGGUGUCUUCUUGCGGGCGAAAAAAUGCGCGAUCAAGACGAUGAAACAAACGGGGAAACAUGCGUCUGAUAACUCCGAAUUCCUUCAUGAGGCCAACGUGAUGCUGAGCCUUCGCCAUCGGCACGUUGUGCAGCUGUUUGGGGUGGCCGCUUUGAAAGAUCCGAUCAUGAUCGUGAUGGAGCUGGCGCCUGGUGGAUCUCUCCUUUCGCGACUCCGCAAAACCCCAAAAAUGAGUGACAAGACGCGGAUUCGAUACACAAUUGAAAUUUUAAUGGGAAUGGCCUAUUUGGAGCAAAUUGAGAUCAUUCAUCGUGACUUGGCGGCUCGAAAUGUGCUUCUCGACUCGUGGGACACGGUGAAAAUCAGCGAUUUUGGAUUGUCGGUGAAAGGACGAGAGCAUCAUGUGCAGGGGAAGAUUCAGAUUCCGACAAGAUGGGUGGCUCCGGAGGUGAUGUUGUGCGGGAUCUUUUCGUCGAAAAGCGAUGUUUGGGCCUACGGGGUGACCGUUUGGGAGAUUUUCUCGGGUGGCCGCCCGCCGUAUGAGCACAUUUUGCAAAAUGACAAAGUACGCGACGGGGUACUCUUCGGGAAUCUGCGAUUGGUCACACCAAGGGAUUGCCCCCAGUCGUGUGGCCAGCUGAUGUCGGCGUGCUUUUUGACGGAAUGGACGAAACGGGCAACGUUUGGGCAUUUAAAGAAAUGUUUUAAUGGUCGAGCGUUUUGCCAGCUGCCGAUGGAUAGUGCGGAGAAACGCUCAUCUUGGUGGCACCGGCUCUCGUCGAUUAGCCGGAGGAGCGGCAAAAAGAAGAACAACAGCGACAAAAACGCUCGGCCGAGUGACGACAUCAAGAAAGCGACGACGAAGACUACUACUGCCACUGCUGCUCCUGUCGCACAACUUGCACAAAAUAGCCUCCCCUUCCCGUCAACCCAUCCACCACUGGAAAACGCAUUGGAAAAACGAGAAAAA